UGUGUGUGUGUGUGUGUGUGUGUGUGUGUGUGUGUGUGUGUGUGUGUGUGUGUGUGUGUGUGUGUGUGUGUGUGUUGACUGUAAACACUUUAGCUCAUUAGAGAGGAAAUGAAGCUACAACAUGAAGCUAAUGAGUGUCAGUGCUGACAGCCUCACUGUGACACAAGAUGGAGGUCAGAGGUCGCUGAGGUCACACCGUCUGGUGAUCAAUGAAGAGACACAGGUUCAUUCAGCUCAGAGGCUGCAGAUGUCUGUCUGUCUGUCCUUUAACAGCAACAUGAAGAGAAGAUUGUGGUGUCUGCUCUGGGUGUGUGUUUGCUGUGUUGGUCUGACAUGUUGCUGGCACGACCUGGACAACAGCGAGUACGACUGCUGGCCACUGGACAAACCCAACGAAUCCAACAUGAUCGACUGUGGCGGUGAGAACCAGGGAGUCUGUCCUGCUGUGUGGUCGAUAGAAUUCAUCUUCUCGUCUUUUGUUGGUCUGGAGAUGGCCUGGGUGGUCCGUCCUCCAGAGACGGUGAAGACCGGCGAGGUGUUCAACGUCACAUACUCAGUAACAGCCAGUGACUCUUUCUACCAAUGGGCUAUCGACAACCAAAUCUUUACACACAGUUCCAUCAUGACCCCUGAACAAGCUCGGAGGUUUUGUGAACACCACGACUGUCCAGCCAACUGGAAAGAUGCUAACGGAGAAAACUGCUGCAUCCACCACGCUAACAUCCACUCCUGUCCUCUGGGAUACAUGGCAACAGAGAGCAUCUGUGGUCCCUGGAUCCCUGACGAUGGAAAGAUCUUCACUCACACCAUCUCGACCUCCGGCAGGAUGACCCAGACCAACUGGACCGCCAAGGUGGUUCUGAUCCACGCCGGUUUAACCUCGCUCAUCGCUCACAUACGAGUUGGUCGCAUGCAGGUUGCUCUUGAGGCCAAGAGCACCGUGUUCCCAGCUGUAGUUUGUGGUGAUGGUGUUUGUGAGGAGGAGGAGUUGUGCUCCACCUGUCCAGCAGACUGUGGUGAAUGCCCGAUGACCGCAUCCACUAAGAUCGCCAUCGGCCUGCCACUCAGCCUGCUGUGCCUCUGCAUCACACUGACGGCUACAUGGCUGAGGUACCAGAAACAGAGGCUGCUGUGGGAUGAGAGCUGGAUCAUCGACUACGCUACGAUAAAACAAGAUCAUGAAGCUCGUAUGACCAUGGGCAGCAUCAUGAGUGUACCGGUGGGGAACAGCGACAGCAACACCAGCUGUGUGACGGGUCUCAGCUCCCAUACGGGACAACCAGGGAACCGGAAAACGAUGUUCACCUGCACUGGGAUAUAUGAUGGCAGGACGGUGGCCAUCAAGAAGAUUCAAUCAAAGACUUUCUCUCUGUCCAAAACCAUCAGACAGGAAGUCAAACAAGUCAGAGAGCUCGAUCACCCCAACCUGUGCAAGUUUAUUGGAGGCUGUGUUGAGGUGCCUAAUGUUGCCAUAGUGACGGAGUACUGCCCAAAAGGAAGCCUUAACGACGUUCUCCUUAACGAGGAGGUGCCACUGAACUGGGGCUUCAGGUUUUCCUUCGCUACAGACAUCGCCAGAGGGAUGUCGUACCUCCAUCAACACAGGAUCUGUCACGGCCGACUCAAGUCUCUGAACUGUGUGUUAGACGACCGCUGGGUUUGCAAAAUAACAGAUUACGGGCUGCAGACGUACCGGAGGGACGAUGGGGUGGAGCCUCUUUCCAGCUAUCAGCAGAGACUGUUGGAGGUUUACAUGCCGCCUGAGUUCCAUAACUCCAACAUGGAGCCGACGCUGGCGGGAGACGUGUUCAGUUAUUCCAUCAUUCUGCUGGAGAUUGCCACUCGCAGCGACCCUGUCCCAGCGGAGGAGUCUAACCUGGAGAGCACCUGGUGUCCUCCUCUACCUGAGCUGAUCUCCAGUAAAGCCGACAACACCUGCCCCUGUCCUGCAGACUACGUGGAGCUGAUCCGGCGGUGUCGCUCUCACAACCCCGUCCACCGGCCCACCUUCGAACAGAUCAAGAAGUUUGUUCACCGGGUCAACCCGAUCAAAGUCAGCCCGGUGGACAUGAUGAUGAACCUGAUGGAGAAGUACAGUAAACACCUGGAGGUGCUGGUGGCCGAGCGGACUCAAGAUCUGAUGCACGAGAAACAGAGGACGGACCGGCUGCUGUACAGUAUGCUUCCUAAACAGGUAGCUGAUGACCUGCGGCAGGGGAAACCACUACAGGCUCAGAGUUACGUCAGCGCCACCAUCUUCUUCAGUGACAUCGUGGGCUUCACGCAGCUCUCCAGCAGCAGCACUCCGUACCAGGUCGUAGACUUCCUCAACAAGCUCUACACCACAUUUGACGACAUCAUUGACAACUACGACGUCUACAAGGUGGAAACCAUCGGGGACGCCUACAUGGUGGUGUCAGGCGUUCCUCAGGAGAACGGGAUCCUUCACGCCGCAGAGAUCGCCAGCAUGGCUCUGGACCUGGUGGGCGUCUGUCGCACCUUCAGGAUCCCCCACAAACCCAACACACAGCUGCAGAUACGGGCUGGGAUACACUCCGGUCCGGUCGUUGCCGGGGUCGUUGGGACAAAGAUGCCUCGCUACUGCCUGUUUGGAGACACGGUCAACACGGCGUCCAGGAUGGAGUCCAACAGUCUGGCUCUGAAGAUCCAGUGCAGCUCCAGCACCUUCUACCUGCUGGAGGAGAUCGGCGGCUACGUGUUGGAGUGCAGAGGAAUGCUGCAGGUCAAGGGGAAAGGCGACAUGGUGACUUACUGGUUGGAGGGGAAGAAGAUGCCUCUGGUCAUCAAGGACGUCGCCGCUGACGCCAAGACCACCAAACACGUCACCAUGGAGACGGAGGCGGAGAGAGAAGCGGACCUGUACGCCUCCGUGCCGGGAUGUCUGAACCACGACCUGCUCAAGGAUCAGACCUGAACCCCUACAACUGUUUGUUUAAUGUCUGAUGUGAUUUCUGCUUCAGUGUUUGUUGACAGUUUGCCUGUAACGUUCACAACAUGUUGCAUGUUUGCAGUUUAAUGUAAUUCAUUAGACAGAGAGGUGAGUUUUAGUGGCAGGUGUUCACGAUGACACAGGCCUGCAGAAGACACCAGAUUUUAAUCAUAGCUGAUUUGAUCAGAUGUUGAAGAAACAUUCCUGUUUUCUGCCUCCUGAAAGUCAAAGUUAGCAGAAUAUCCUCCUCUGCUGCACAUAAACAGACACAUUUGUGAUAAUGUCAUCUAGAAGUUCAUUAGUCAGGAGCUGAGGUAACACACCUGCUGGGCUCUGACCAGGUGAAUCAAACAUGUGCUUCAUAUCAUCCAGUAUUUGUUCUUUAAAUUCAGCCAUUGAUUUUUGUACAGUGCAGACUGAGUUUACUUGUUAUAAACUAACUAAUAUCUUCCUUGUUCGUCUCUUUGCUCCACAGUCUGUGACUAAAUGUAAUUAAGUUAAAAAGAAGUCUGUGUUGUUUCUGUUGUUGUUUCAGGCCGUCGUGUUUACAGAUUAAAUGUUCCUACAACAAGACGUUAAAUAAACUAAAGUAUUGAAAAUACCAAAUAAAUUUAAAUGAAACAG
Messenger RNA from Acanthopagrus latus (yellowfin seabream), 3574 nucleotides. RefSeq names its product atrial natriuretic peptide receptor 1-like. The record is from RefSeq and is a predicted model, not a curated record. The transcript is spliced from 25 exons. Lineage: Eukaryota; Metazoa; Chordata; Actinopteri; Spariformes; Sparidae. Gene Ontology annotation, biological process: receptor guanylyl cyclase signaling pathway; protein phosphorylation; intracellular signal transduction. Bases 122 to 2935 code for a protein of 937 amino acids. Gene Ontology annotation, molecular function: guanylate cyclase activity; peptide receptor activity; ATP binding.